Molecule: messenger RNA, 4136 nt
Organism: Elgaria multicarinata webbii
Lineage: Eukaryota; Metazoa; Chordata; Lepidosauria; Squamata; Anguidae
Gene: HMGA2
Product: high mobility group AT-hook 2
Exons: 6
Coding region: 299-658 (119 amino acids)
Biological process (GO): regulation of DNA-templated transcription
Cellular component (GO): chromatin; nucleus
Molecular function (GO): DNA binding; transcription coregulator activity
Source: RefSeq, a predicted model, not a curated record
GCAGGCGCAGCAGCAGUGGCGGCAGCAGGAGCAACCACCAGCACCAGCACCAUCAGCAGCAGCACCGCUACCAUCGCCAUCGCCGCCGCCUCCUCCUCCUCCCCCUCUUUCUCCUUUUGGCAGCGCCAGGACGUCCGGUGCGGUGGUGGUGCUGGUGGCGGUGCCGCUGCUGCUGGGGGCAGUGAGUCCACGAGACCGCCUCUGAAUCGUCCCGUUCCUUCAAGGUGCCGAGCGCGGAAAGCGAGCGGGAGCGAUUGCCGCGAGGCGGAAAAAAUCACCCAGCCAGCGAGGAGUCACGAUGAGCACACGAGGUGAAGGAGCCCGCGGCCAGCCCUCGACUUCUUCCGCCGCCGCCGCCGCCGCUGCCCAGGAGCAACCUGCCGCCACAGAACCGCCGAAGAGGGGACGAGGGAGACCCAGGAAGCAACCCCAAGAACCAACGGGAGAGCCGUCUCCUAAAAGACCAAGAGGAAGACCUAAAGGAAGCAAAAACAAGAGCCCCUCUAAAGCAGCUCAAAAGAAAGCAGAAGCCACUGGAGAAAAACGACCAAGAGGCCGACCCAGGAAAUGGCCACAACAGGUGGUCCAGAAGAAGCCCGCUCAGGAAGCGACGUCGGAGCGACGACAGAGAAGCGUCAGGAGCCGCCGCGCAUUUUGACCUAGAUGUGAUGGGGCUUUCACUAUCUGUGUGGAACAGGUUGAAGAGACAUCCUCACAAGAAUCUGCAGAAGAUGAUUAAAAGACCACACCUUGCAAUUUCUACCUCAUCAGCAGUUGGGUCUUUUGAAGGGAGAAGACACUGCCUUGACCACUUGCUUCUGUUGCCACAAUCUUUCUACUUUGGCCUGGGGAGGGGGGAGGAAUCACAUAACCUUAAAAAGGACUUAUUAUUCACCUUUGUUGUAAUCCCUUCACUGUCCCAGGUUUAGUGAAACUGCUGUAACACAGGGGGACACAGAUUAAUGAUGCAACAUUUGAUUACUGUUUUCUCUUACUUUUUUCCUUUAACCUACUAAUAGUUUGUUUGAGCUGCUAAGUAAGGGUGAAUGGGUCAGUAAAUCUCUGGACCAGGUUUUCAUUCAUUCACUGCACUGCGUAUAAAUAAGACUUUUGUAAAAUAUUAAUUAUAAUGGGCAUUCAAAUAGGAAGGCCUUGGUGUUUGACACCAGUCCUUACAACACCUCUGAUAACCCACUCCCUAGCUUAGUAAACUCCCUGUUUAGAACACCAAAGAUAAGGAUUAGAUACUACUCUUUUUAUAGCCUUGUUCUAGAUUUAUGCUUGAUUUUUUAAAAUAUUACUGUUAUUUCAAGAUAAGUUGAAGGCUGAUUCUCCCCCCUUCCACACACACACUUAAUUCAGCUGAUAUUCAGGAAACAAAGAAACACAAGAAAAAGGUACUUUGCAAAAAGGGAAAAAUGACAAAGAUACAUUGUAUAUUUACUAAUACAUAUAUAUCUGCAGAAGUAGUACUAAACAGAACUCAGCAGCACACCUCUCUGGGAAUUCAAGAAUAUGCUUUCUAGAGAGCCUCAUGUUGUUUAGAAAUGACUAAUGCAUCAGACCCUCUUUCAAGACAGUGAUUUAGCAACAAAAUUUUGGAUUCUUCAAUGAAUUUAAAGCAAUACCUCAGAAUGAUUCUAAAUACUAUCAUACUGGAACCAAGGGAAACGAUUCAAAUUCCUAGUUUGACUUAACCCAAUGCUGCAAGUCCAUUGCAUUGUUUCCUGAGGAAUGGAUCACUCUCUUCUUCACUCACACAUCUCAGUGCAAGAGCCAAUACCAUGUACCUCAAGUGAACUUGUUAUUACCUUUAAGCAAUAUACAUUGACACAGGUUGCUGGGCAGCUUUAUCCCAGUCAUAUGUCCCCAUGUUUUUCAUUCGAAGCAGCACUUUUAGCAACAAAUGCAAUAUUACCCCACUUUUCAAUACUACCUCUGAUAUUUACAAUUAACUCAACAUUCAUAUAAACAUUUGCUGCUAUAAUCAAACAAUGCAGGAAAUUAUUAUUGGGUAGGUAAUCAUGAAUUUCUGCAUUUCCCCCUUAUUUCUACUUCUGUCACCUAAUUGCAGUUAUGGACACAAUGCCUUUAGUGUUUUCCAGCAUAGCUAUGUAUUUUUUCUUUAAAAAUGUACUAUGCCUUUUCUCUGCUAAAUUUCUAUGUAAUGUACCAUUAACUUGAAUAUAUUUUUGUACCGAAUUGCUCAUAAGGUUUGUAAGGAUAAUUUUUUUUCAACAACACUACAUGACAUAAAAAUAAUUAACUGCAAUGAUUAAUAUUACUGUCCAAGUUUGUACCUCAAAUGAAUUUUUUUAAGAAAUGGACUAGUUGAUUGACAAAGACCUACCUCCAGACUAUAAAUGGAAUGAACUUGUUGUUUCUUUCAGCAUUAGUUUUUCUUAAGAUUGAAACAUUUAGGACUGCAAAUAAAUAAAUAAAUAAAUCCCUAAUCAAAACUAUUUUCGUAAAAGAACUUUGUGGAAAAUGAACACAUAUUAAUUACUUUCAUAUUAAAAAUUACCCUUCAAAGAAACUUGAAAUUUGUAGGUGGGAGGCAACAAGCUCAGCCUUUUGCAUAAUGCAAUCACAAAUGUGUGUGUGUUUAAAAAACUAGUAGAUUGUAUGAGAAUACUUGUCAAGUAUUUUCAUGUAUUUUUCACAAAUGUGAUUUUUUUUGUAAUAUGUGUCAACCAGAUUUAUUUUAAAUGCUUCCUAUGUAGAGUUUGUUUAAUACUUCUGUCUUCUCUCUCUCUCUCUCUCUCUCUCUCUCUUUGUGCCUCUCACACACAGCCAAUAUGUCUUCUUGUUAACAUUGUUUUACUAUUUGGGCCAGGGGUAGUUUCUCAGGAAGGCUUUCUCCAGUAUGACUUUAGUACUUAGCCAAAUGCAACUAAGGAAAACUACUUACUGGCUGCUUCACAAGAGAGAAUAUUAAGACACAAGGGCUUCCCUGAGAAACAAGAGUACAUCUUGUUGGGGGACACUAAAAAAGGAGUUUAUAAGCAAAAUAAAACAAAGGCAACCUGGGCCUAAUCUACACCAAGCAGGAUAUUGCACUGUGAAAGCAGUAUAUAAAAGACAAGAGCAAAACUACUGCUUUAUAGUGGUACUGAAGUGCACUGACAACUGUUGGGGCCCAUUGACACAUACCAUAUACUGCUUUCAUACCGCUUUCAUAGUGCAAUAUCCUGCUUGGUGUAGAUUAGGCCCUAACGUUACCUAACAUGUGAACCGUUGUUGGAAGAAAACAUCUAAUUGUCUAAUAGGGACACUGGGUGAGGACUCUAAAAUUUCAUACUACACUAUAACCAUGGGUUUUUAAGACCUAGGCCACAUUCCUAAGUUCCAUGGGUUCAAUGUGUACACAAGUUCCAUUCAGGAAGGAGGCUGUGGCAUUUCCGUCAGUUUUAGGGAGUGCUCUGAAUACACUAUGGGAAAUCUCUAUUGUGCACAUGAGAGUAUUCUCUGAAUCGUUGAAGAAAAUUAGGUAGCCCUUGCCUGCAUGGCGUUCCAUGUGGGCAUUGUACUGGAACUGCUGGAUCAGCUUAACAGCAUGAAAAGAAACAAAUCUUAUUGAUGGAUGUGUGUCAGACAUCAAACUCCAAGAAACUUACAGCUCUGAUCAAGUUAAAUCUUAUAUUUUCUAUAUAUUGUAGAACAAUCAAAACACAUUACUACCUCUCAGGGUCUUCUAUACCUCAUUUUUCAGACUGAAAAUAAAUGUUUGUGGCCACUGAAACAGAAAGAACAUCAUAAAAUUUUUAUAUAUAUAGUUUAUUUUUGUGGGAGAUAAAUUUUAUAGGACUGUUCUUUGCUGUCCUUGGUCACUGCAAAAUAAGACUGGACAUUAACUUUCUUGCCAUUUCUGCAAGAUAGAUAGGCUUGCAGAAGAAAGGUAUCAAGAUGUAUAACUACAGUUUACUUUUUUCUGUUUUCCUUGCCUAUCUCUUAGCUCUUUGCUUUGUUAUUCAUAUAGAGUUGCUGUCUAUGAUUGUACUUUGAAUUGCUUGCUUGUUGAACAUGUUCCUUUAAUGGAUUAUCACCGUCUGUUCAGCGCAAUAAACAUAAUAGCCUCUGUAAUCCCCAUGUUAUUUGAUUCCUAGCGUUUUGUCACAGCUCCAUGAAAUAAGCAA